ACUCCCACUGAGGGGCGGAAGUACGUAUCAAGUAGCUGAGAAAACAAAUAAGCAGGGACUGCGGCUGUUGAGAGAUGGAUGAGCUAGUGCAUGACCUGGCCUCUGCACUGGAACAGACUUCAGAACAAAACAAACUGGAGGAGCUGUGGGAGGAGAUGGUGCUGAGUCCACUGCAGCAGAGGAGGCAGAUCCGCAGGAGGCGGGGCAGGAAACGACGCUGUGACUCCUCCCACUCCCUGGAUCAUGCCCGCUGCUUCAGCGAGGCCUCUGAGUCCAGUCUGGAUGAAGCUGCCAAGGACUGCCGGGAGAACGCUGCCGCGGCCGCCAACUUCAGCGACUCUGAUGACAUGAUCGUAGUCAAGAGGCGACCCUCCUUCUCCUCCUCCUCCCUCAAAAACAAGCAGCACUCCUGGCCAGAGUCGGACUCGUUCACAGAGAACACGCCGGGCCGGCCCCUGAGAAGGAGGCGGAAGGUGAAACGGAUGACCUCUGAUGUUACAGUCAGCCUCCAGCAGAAAUUAAAAGUGUCCGAGCUGGACACCGAAAGGAGCGGGAACCAUAGAUCUGCCAAAAAGCAGCGGCUGUCCAAGUUAAAGAAGAACGUUCCCUGGACAACUGCCCACGAGUCCUUGAGUAAUAGAGGCUUCAUCAAUGAGGAGGGGUGGAAGGAGAAAAUGAUGUUUGAAGCAGAAGAGCAGAAGGAAGCCUCUGAUGAAAAUAUGUCAGAAUGUGAAACAAGUAGCGUGUGUAGCAGUGACCCUGGACUCUUUACAAAUGAUGAGGGGAGACAAGGAGAUGACGAGCAGAGUGAUUGGUUCUUUGAGGGAGAGUGUGGCUCUGGAAUUGGGGUCCCUAGCCUUCUUCCCAACUGGGAAACAGACUCCCAGCCAGAGCUGGGACACCUGGAUUCUGGAUUGGAGAAGCUUUCAUCCCCAACUUUCCUCCAGCCCUCUCGACCUCCACAGAGAGGUUAUCAUACACGCUUAAACCGCCUGCCAGGCGUGGCUGCUCGUUGCAUCAGGAAGGGAAGGAGAAGGCUGCCUGGCAGGGAUAGUGGUGUUACAACCUUGUCUGCUGAAAGAAUAAACCACUUUUCACAAGACCCUUAUCAAAAAGAUUUUUGGUUACCGUCAAUAGGAAAAAGAGACUGGCACCAGUUUAACCCCUUGUCUUCCUUGUAUCCAGUGGAUGUGGUUACAGAUGGCUGCCACCGGAGGUGCUCUUCCUCACUGUGUAAAAACAGACAGACAAGCAUGCAUCUGGGAUUGCUGUGCACCGGCGACAUAAAACGAAGGAGAAAAACGACCGCAACUUCUAGUUCUGCAGCAGCUUGCAUUCCCUUCCACGAGGAGAGUCGGAGUGAAGCUGCAGAGGGUGCUGGAAACCAUCGUAGUCCUGUAAGCCUGGAGUCCACCAGAGCGGGAGGGCCUUCGAUGUCUGAGAAGCCUGAUUUUAUCAAGCCAGCCAGUUUCUUCAGAUCACGGAGGGAGCAUCAGCACGACUGAAACGUACUUCUCUUUACCAGCCUGGUUAAGCUUGUCUAGGUCACAAUCAAAGGCAUACUGUAGGUGCUGUAAAUAUAACUUCCACAGGGGAAACACAUUUUGUCUUUUAAAUUACCGGAGGGCAUUGAACCUAUAAAUGCACCCCAGUUCAAUCAGCACAGCUAAUAUUGUUCUUUACAUAUGUUUAGCAGUGGUGGGUAGCGACCUCCUGUCAAAAUAGCACUGUGUAAAUGACACAGUGCAAAUAGCAGGAUGAUGACGUUCCUAAGACCUACCAUUUUAAUAAAAAUGAAAUGUUUUUAAAAUGUUUGUGUUUUUGCUAAGGCAACUCUUACACUCCAGAGUGUACGGUGCAUUUGGAAAUACACAAUGAAUUAGUGCUUUGUGGUUUUCUGUCCUUUGGGGGUCUAUAUUUCAGGUUCAAACAUUAAAGAAAAUAAGUGGAAAUACUAAUUAUGUUAUGCAUGUGUCCAAGUUCACCUGCCUUUAGUGACCACUCUGGACAAAUUUCCAUGUUAUGUAUUUCAUCUGUUAAAAUCCGCAGGACUUAAAGAUUGCUUUGCAACCCAUGAAUGGCAGUUAAAGGCUGGUUUCACUGUAACAGAUAUGUUAACUGUGGUUUGCACAGUAUAGCAAAUUGAAUGGUUUUGUUUGUGUGGCCAUGUCAAAAUUUCCAGUAUACAGUAUGUUCGAGUUUAUAAAUUAUGUAAAUAGUACAAGAAUAUCUAGUGUAUCCACAGCUCCCUCAACGUAGAAUUGGCGUCUAGUGUUCACUCUGUUUAAUUACAGCAUCUGCUGCCAAAAGAAGGCUUCCUGAGUCAGGUGUGAAAACACUAUAUCAAAAAAAUAUUGCUGACAUUUGAUAAACUACGCUGCAGAGCGCCACCUCUACGAGAGGAGUCAUGGAAAUGCAUUCUCAAUAAGUCACAGGUUGAGUGAGCCGAGCGGGUCUCUGUUCCCAAAAGGUAUUCUUGAGCUGGCCAGUGGUGGUAGAACAGUUAGGAAUCAUGGCCUUCCCAGAGGCAGUUAACCGUCACAUUGGUGAUGCCUUUAUUGCAAUAACAUCACCUGUGUAUUCAGAGAAUGGAUUUCCAGUCAACGGAAUGGAAUCAGAGUGUGUAGGAAGUUUGGAAGUGUCACAUGGGUGCAGUCAGUUGCCUGCCCUGUUACAGUUAAGAAAUCCAGAGACCUAAUAAAACUCAUAUUUCAUUCCCUGUAAGGAUUACCUGUCAGCGGAAAAAAAGAUGUAUUGAUCUGUUUUCCUUUUUAAAGCAGCAAUCACCUGACAAAGGCACCUAGAAAAGCAUGACUGAGUGAUGCCCACAGCGUAACCCACUGUGGAGGUGCUUCAGAUGACCCGGUGACAAAGAAAGAUAAUGCAGCUAUAAACUCAACGUGAACUUGGGAAAUACACAAGACUGUUUCAUACUCUGACAAGGUUUCAGACCAGGUCUCUGGCUGUGUCUCAGACCAGGUCAGCUAAUGUAGAAAUUAGAAAUCGAUGCCAAAAUGAUUAUUUUGACAUUCAAAAUGCGUGCAAAGAAAAGCUAAUAUACAAGCUAGUUUUACUGAACGUUUAAUGAAUGUAUUGUAAUGUAAACUUGGGUUUACUGAAGUAUGCACUUGUUUUUCUAAGUAACUGCUUCUUGCUAAGUAAUCCAGAUUUAUAUUUGGGGCAGAAAGUUCUUUUUCUGAGACCAUCCCACAACCUCCAAACACAAUUGUACUACUGGUCAUUCUUGCUUUUUGAAAACAGCAUUGGCUUGGUUGCCUCUACUCAACUGACAUUGAGUUGGUGCUGUGUCAUAUUCCUCUUUUAUACUGGACUUGGCCUUUUGUUUUCAUACAAUGGAAUAUGUUCCUUCAGCAAGCAGGUUUAACUGUUGUACACUUGUUGAGUAAUUAGCCUUAUAGAUUACAGUUCUAUCAGAAUUCUUUUUUUUCCAAGGACACAAAAUGAUGGAAGAGUAGAAGGUAAACAAUUGUGAAGGCACUCUUGAACUCCAUUGCAAUAAAAUGCUAGCAUUGUUGCAACUUAUUUGAAUACAAGGACAUUGUGACCCUUUUACCAAGCUGAAUAUUAGCCCUUGAUCAAAAUAUAACAAUUCGUUACCAUUUUCACCAAAAAUUACGAAUACAACUUGUGAAUGUAAGAUUGUUUCUGUGGAAACUACCACAGUGUAGUUAUACAGUACACAUACUUGUUUUAUAGUUUUUAUUUUUUAAUUUUUAAUAUAAAUGUUUAUUUUAAAUUUGGUUUAGUAAUAAGCUGUUAUUCAGUACAGUUGAAAUGGAAUAACUUCUAGAAACACAGCUAGUGUUUCAUUUCUGACUUUGUAAUAAGCUAGUUCGAUAAGAUUAGCAUUUUGUAUAACGUAAUGUCCAGCACAGUAAGCUAUUCUAGUAUUGUAGCAUCUUUGCAGUUCUGGAGCAAUAACUUGUACUAAAAUAGGGGACACUUUACAGUAUUAUACAGCAAUUCAUGGUGUUCUUAUUGCACUUAAUAUUCCUAACCCCUCCAAAAGCUACACUCCAUCAUUAUACCUGACUCUAAGGCAUUCCCGUGCUUGGGUAAUGGAUCCUUUAUAAUUAAACUGAAGUCCAAGGUAUUCUGCUUGGUACUGCUAACAUCACAGGGGCAUUACGCCACACACAUUUCCAAUUAGGCUGCCCAGGGUGGCUAAUAUUACUGCUUGGUAUUCCUUCUAUAAUGGAGGAGGGUCCUUAGGCAGCUAACCCUUGCAGUGAAGAAUUAGCACAACCAUAUCUAGUUAUCUUAAUAAUUUUAGCUAUGAAAGCAUGCGUAAUUGCUAUGUUGCUAUAAACUUAUUACUUGAAGAAUGUUCCUUGCCUUGAAAGCUCACUGUAUGUAUUAGUCAGUGUUAAAUGUAUUACAGUAUUAACAUUGAUAUAAAACAUCUAUUCAUUUUUUAAUUCCCGUCUUUAAUGCUAUGAAUCCAGUAACUUACAGACUUAAUUUUUUAACAAUGUAAGUUAUCUUGUAACCUCUAAUAGGGGCCCACAUUGUCACAAUGAGAGGCAAAAGAAUAUUUUAAAUCAGGCAUCUAAAAUACUGUAAAAAGUACAGCAGUAGCAGAAGUUAAUGACAUGUAAAUUAUUGAGAAAUAAUUUGAAACUGGAACUUUAAAGAUGAUUCAAAAGGGUUGUUUCAUACAGAAUUAGUGUGCAAAUGCUUAAUGAAUAGUACCCUAAGUGUUAUGCUUGUGGGAACUAUAUAUUGUACAGUAAGUCCCAAUUAAACAUGCUCCUGUAUGUAUCUUCAGAUCUUCUUUAGAAAACUGUGUUGUUGAGUCACAUGUUUGUUAGUGUUGCACAUGUAUUCACAUGUAACCCUACAGAAAUGGCCCAGGUGCAGCAGGCUAUAGUGCCUGCUUGUGUUCUAGAAUGUAAUCGGACUCCUGGUUGUCUACAGCUCAUGGCAUGAUUACUAUGUUUAACCAAUUUCCAAAAGCUAAGUAUUUAAAUGUACACUAUAAAUUAAAUCGGAGAUUAAAGGGGAUUAUUGUAACCCCCACCCCCCCCACCCCCCCCUUAGUUUUUAGAAUUAGCAUUUUUACGCCAGUAAAACUUUGACUUGACAGUUAUGGGUUCUGAUUUAAGUAAUUUACUUAAAUAUGUUAUUUUUGUAAAUAUAAACUAAGAUACAGAUAUCCAGUAACUAAUAAGUAAGCUGUUUUACAAAAUGAGGAUUUUAAUAUGAUUUUAAAUGAGGUAUUGAAAAAAUACCUGUGGAUAAUGUAAUCAUUUUAGCUCCUAAAUUUGUAAGGUGGUUAUGCUGAGUUUAGUACCGAAUCGCUUGAUAUAUGGUUGAAGUCUGAUCUCAGUCCGUCGUAGAUUGAAGGUGUUAAACACUGAGGUAAGCACACUAAAAGGCACCUUAAGUUCUUGAACUAUAACCUUAGAAGAGUAACAUGUUUGAGGAACACUAACAUUGCAGGUAUUAAAAAAAAAAAAAGAUUUACUUUGCACAAAAAUAUGUGUGCUGUUUCUUCCUAGUCUGGAUGUUUUGUACCUGUAUUUUCACUACAUUGUAUAGAUCCUUAAAUAUAAAUGGAAGUAGUUUAUAAAACAAACAUGUAUUCUGACAAUAAACAC
Polyodon spathula (Mississippi paddlefish) is the source of this 5621-nucleotide messenger RNA. Its product is annotated as G patch domain-containing protein 2-like. The coding region runs from base 75 to 1505 and encodes 476 amino acids. The record is from RefSeq and is a predicted model, not a curated record. NCBI's taxonomy places the organism in Eukaryota, Metazoa, Chordata, Actinopteri, Acipenseriformes, Polyodontidae. The transcript has 10 exons.